UGGUAGUGUUUCUACAAAUCACAGAGACUACGGUAUUCGCUAUACCCCUUUGAGUCCGAAAUUGAAAAAUUGCUGGGCGUAAGCCUUGCCCUGGUCAAUUGGUUCAAUCCGUUACAACCUAUACCAGCAGAUUGGGCAAUAAAGCUACAUUGAUUAUUUGAAAUGUUUCUCGAAUAAUCGAAACCGGCGGCCGAGUUCUCUCAAUGUAUCAUGCUAGACGAAUACUUCGAAAAUCCCAGGUAACAUUCCGGAUAAGUCAACCAUUACCUCGGGAUUCAAGCUCGGUCACUAUUCGUCAACUACAGGUUAAACGCCCGUGGGCCAGGAGAUUCAUAGCUACCUUUUUCUUGUGCGGGACAGCGCUUCAUUUGUUAACUUCACUCGCUGUCUUGCGGUUUGAUGAGUCACUCUAUGAUACUGAUCAGUCACCGGAGAAUUUGCCAGGGCUCGAUGCCUCAUCCAGAACUGGGAAGUUUGACCCGGACGAAUAUGUUCCUCCCCAAUCAGAACAUGCCGCUACUAUACAAACCCGCUUCCUUCCCCUGGGCUGGCCUCGCUUACACGAAGGAAACUUUUAUGCAGCGACAGACCCUGAGUGGCAAGCGUUUAGGAAACUAGCCCUUGACAAGAACAAGCUCUCGGGUUUGAAAGAGGAGUUAAUUUCGGCUGUUUUGGAUGCCUCAUCCCAAACACGACUACUUGAUUAUAUGCUGGGGGGUCCACUGUCUGUCGCAGGAGCUUGGCUAGAACACCGAUUUCCGUACCGUGCACCCCCUGUAUACUAUCGGCCUGGACUAGAACUAUCUCAGAAUGGUCUCGCCUGGGUUUCGAAGCCAAUGCCCGCAGAAGACGGCGACUGCCUGCACAGAUGCAUGAGGCCUUUAUUAGUGGCACACGCAAUUAAGGAUGCUUUUUGGGUUCUGUGGAGCAGACAGAUCUCCCGACUUAGCCCAGGCUUGAUGGAUGAGCAGAUGUCUGGGUCUUUUAUUUCUUUAGAUGCAAAUUUAUUGCACUCAGUAUUGCAAGGGUCGGAUGGAGUUGACGACGUUUCUCGAUUUGUGUCACAGCCGCCUCCCCAGAACAUCCAAGACGGCAGCCCGUCAACCAGGGACUGCUCCCGUCCACAUACUUCAUUGUGCAUUACUACGUUGCAAAAAUUACCGCUGCCAAACCUUGGGCCUGGUUCCGAUCUACGUAUGGCGCUGCUGGCUUUCAAGUGGCGAUUAAAUCACUGCUGGGCUCGCAAUGCGCACACAUCUCGUCGCGGUGUCAUGUACGUUUCUGGUCCUGUUGGUAUACGAGGCCCUAGAGGGUUGUGCAGAGUGGAGGUGAAGGGGGAGUAUGAUGUUGUGAGGUCUCAAUGGACUGCUAUCUCCAUGGAUAUUAGAGAUCUUAAUCUGUUCAGUCAAAGGGCACUUGGUCCCCGUUAGCAAACCUAAUGUCCAUUGGCUGUAACUCAACUGGCUUGUGUAGACCACCGAUCCCCAAGCGUACCAGUCAGCCUCAAUAUCCUCUUAAACUUUACCCCCUCAAAGCAUUGUGAGAUACCAGCGAGGGACAUGGUUUGGUGUGUUUGUCAGUCGGUCUCCUACAGAUUAAUUUAGGUUCAUGAAAUCCUUUCGGAGACCACAAACGGAGGGUUCGGCUUGAAAACGGUUUAUAUGAUGCGGGCAUAAAACGGACAGUACGGCGUCUCAAUAUGGACGUGUAUACUUUUCUUCUACCUUGCCGAAGUCCGUGCUGCCAGCCAAACUACGUACCACCACUUCAGAUUCUUGCUAAAUAUGUAGGGCGACUCGAUUGCUACUUAUUUGUUAUUGG
Messenger RNA from Aspergillus vadensis CBS 113365, 1821 nucleotides. RefSeq lists its product as uncharacterized. The transcript is spliced from 4 exons. The coding region runs from base 204 to 1430 and encodes 408 amino acids. The record is from RefSeq and is a predicted model, not a curated record. Lineage: Eukaryota; Fungi; Ascomycota; Eurotiomycetes; Eurotiales; Aspergillaceae.